This is a messenger RNA of Pecten maximus, 4202 nucleotides long. RefSeq names its product pancreatic triacylglycerol lipase-like. The coding region runs from base 618 to 2048 and encodes 476 amino acids. Gene Ontology annotation, biological process: lipid metabolic process. NCBI's taxonomy places the organism in Eukaryota, Metazoa, Mollusca, Bivalvia, Pectinida, Pectinidae. Gene Ontology annotation, molecular function: lipase activity; protein binding; carboxylic ester hydrolase activity. The transcript has a single exon. The record is from RefSeq and is a predicted model, not a curated record.
CCGGGUAGCAGACCCGUGACCUAUCUACAUGUAUACUGGACAUAGACAUCCAGUAACCUGAACGAACUAUUUCAAAACACUUCACACCUUUCUACCAACGGAAGAAAGUGUUAGUAUAAAAGUGAGUUAGUGUUUAUUAUAAACAACAGUUUCUGUCAUCAGGUUAGAAACAUCCUAACUAGCUUAAAUUUCAAUGAAACGUGUUCAGCUGGAACAUACUUGGAUUCAUGGCAUGACGCAAUGGCCGAGACCGACAGGAAACGGAAGCUUUUAGGACCGGUCAGUAGUAGAUUGUAGGAACAUUGGUCGAGACCAGUAUCAGCAAAUUGUAUCAAAUUUUGGACAAGGAACCGGAAACAGUAAAACUGUAGGGACAGUGAAAGAGGAACCGGAAAUAAUUAUCUCUGUGGGAACAACGAGAAACAUUGACGUCGUGGAUGUCGGUAACCCCAGGUUAAAGGUAUGAUGUUGAAAUAUCCGUGGACACAAUUGAACGUUUUCAGCGUACACCAAUAAACAUAGGACCGUUUAGGACUAAGACGGAAAGGAAUAGUGUCGUAUCCGUGUGUUGGCCAGUUCGUGUUUUAUGUGAAGUAUUACGAACCCGAAUUGUAGUCAUGAUAACGCUAGUAUUUGUUUGUUGUGUCUUGUCUGUCACAGGAAAGGAUAUUCUCUCCCGUCACAAGGAAUGUCUGCCGGAGUUCGGAUGCUUUGUUUCGGACGGAAUCGUCCCUGUUCCACAACAGCCGACCACUGUCAACACACACCUGAAGUUGUUCACGCGCUCGAGUCCGCACAACGCAAGGACGAGCUUUGCAGUGGACAGAUUCGUCAGUGAUAUUGGUCAGUUUUCCUCUCUUUUUGAUACCUCAAAAAAUACCAAAUUCAUUAUACACGGAUAUUUGGAUUCUGGAACUAGUCCCUGGGUCAUACAACUGACCAGCGAGCUAUUACUGAAGGGAGACUUCAACGUGAUCGUGGUGGACUGGCAAAGCGGGAGUAAACAGGGGUAUAACCUCGCUGUGGGCAACUCGUUUCUGGUUGGAGCGGAAGUGGCAAAAGUGCUGAGAUAUCUUCACGAAAAUCACUCUCUCGACUAUGGUCGGAUACACAUCAUUGGUCACAGCCUCGGAGGCCAAAUCGCUGGGCAUAUUGGGUACCGGGUCAAAGGAAUCGGUCGAAUCUCCGGAUUGGAUCCUGCCGAGCCGGACUUUCGUGACAAAAGCACUAAUCGGAGACUUGACAAAUCCGAUGCUACUUUCGUGGACAUCAUCCAUACAGAUGGUUCAAAGUUUAAACUGCUAUCGGGUUACGGCUUACUAACACCGAUGGGUCACGUGGAUUUCUAUCCUAAUAUGGGUCAGCACCAGCCAGGAUGUGACGAAAAACCCGUCAUAAGUGCCAUUGAUAAAAUUUUACACGGGUCCAUAGGGGGCGCCACUAACUCCGUUACCUGUAGUCACCAUCGCGCAAUUGAAUAUUAUAUUGAAUCUAUCAAUUCAGUCUGUAAGUUUUACGGCCACGCAUGCCCGUCAGCGUCAGAGUUCGACAACGGCGCGUGCUUGGAUUGUCCAGAGAGUGGCUGCCCGGUAAUGGGGUACGACGCUGACCAAUCUGUGGAGCGGGGCUCCUUCUAUCUCAGUACGUCUGCGUCAAAACCUUUCUGUGCAAACGAGUAUUAUGUGGAAAUAAACGUGUCCCAUUUCACAAGAACUUCCUACGGGGAACUUCUGGUGACUCUAAAUGGUGUGAAUGGAAAGUCUGAAGAGAUGAAAUUUUCUCCACGUAAUGAGUAUUUCCGUAGUGACCAGGUAGAAAAACACGUCAUAGGCACAAACAUCGAUGUAGGUCAAAUGACGUCAUUGCGCGUGAAGUAUGAGGAGCCAGAACAUAACCAUCAUACGUCACAUACGGCCCAUGAAAUUAGAAUACACAGCGUCAUUAUAGGCUCUGGGGAAAUGUCGAACGACAGAAUAAAGUUCUGUGGGCAUGAGGACGGCAUCCAUCCGGAUGGUACUCUCACUCUGUCCUCACGCUGGGGCUGUUAGGAUCGACUCUCCUGUGAUAGGCCUAGCUCUGAAACUGUUAGUAUCGGCUCUCCCGUGAUAGAUCCAGCACGGUGGCUGUUAGGAUAGGCUCUCCCAUGAUAGACCCAGUACUGGGACUGUUAGGAUAGGCUCUCCCAUGAUAGACCCAGCAGUGGGACUGUUAGGAUAGACUCUCCCAUGAUAGACCCAGCACUGGGGCUGUUAGGAUAGGCUCUCCCAUGAUAGACCCAGCACUGGGGCUGUUAGGAUAGGCUCUCCCAUGAUAGACCCAGCACUGGGGCUGUUAGGAUAGGCUCUCCCAUGAUAGACCCAGUGCUGGGACUGUUAGGAUAGACUCUCCCAUGAUAGACCCAGCACUGGGGCUGUUAGGAUAGGCUCUCCCAUGAUAGACCCAGUACUGGGACUGUUAGGAUAGACUCUCCCAUGAUAGACCCAGUAGUGUGGCUGUAAGGAUAGGCUCUCCCAUGAUAGACCCAGUACUGGGACUGUUAGGAUAGACUCUCCCGUGGUAGAUCACGCACUAGGGCUGAUAAAAUGGGCUCCCCUGUGAUAGGUCUAAUAUUUUGGCUGAUAGGAUAGGCUCUCAGGUGAUAGACCCAGCACUUGGACUGUUAGGAUCGGCUCUCCUUGUGAGUGGCCCAGAACUGAGACAGAAUAAGCUUCCCUGUGAUUGGCCCAGCAAUGAGACAGAAUAAGCUUCCCCAUGAUAGGCCCAGCACUGAGACAGAAUAAGCUUCCCUGUGAUAGGCCAGGCACUGAGAUAUCAUUUAGCUUCCCUGGGAUUGGCCCAGCACUGAGACAGAAUAAGCUACCCUGUGAUAGGCCCAGCCUGAGACAGAAUAAGCUUCCCUGUGAUAGGCCCAGCACGGAGACAGAAUAUGCUUCCCUGUGGUAUGCCCAGCACUGAGACAGAAUAAACCUCCCUGUGGUAGGCCCAGCAUUGAGACAGAAUAAGCUUACCUGUGAUAGGCCAGGCACUGAGACAGAAUAAGCUACCCUGUGAUAUGCCCAGCCUGAGACAGAAUAAGCUUCCCUGUGAUAGGCCCAGCACGGAGACAGAAUAUGCUUCCCUGUGGUAGGCCCAGCAUUGAGACAGAAUAAGUUUCCCUGUGAUUGGCCCAACACUGAGACAGAAUAAGCUUCGAUGCUAAACUUCGAUGUGAUAGGCCCAACACUGAGAUAUAAUUUAGCUUCCCUGUGGUAGGCCAAGCAAUGAGACAGAAUAAGCUUCCCUGCGAUAGGCAAAGCACUGAGACAGAAUAAGCUUCCCUGUGGUAGGCACAGCAUUGAGACAGAAUAAGCUUCUCUGUGAUAGGCCCAGCAUUGAAACAGAAUAUGCUUCCAUGUGAUAGGCACAGCAUUGGGACAUAAUAAGCUUCCCUGUGGUAGGCCCAUCAUUGAGACAGAAUAAGCUUCCCUGUGGUAGGCACAGCACUGAAACAGAAUAAGCUUUCCUGUGGUAGGCCCAGCACUGAGACAGAAUAAGCUUCCCUGUGAUAGGCCCAGCACUGAGACAGAAUUAGCUUCACUGUGAUAGGCCUAGCAUAGAGACAGAAUAAGCUUCCCUGUGAUAGGCCCAGCACUGAGACAGAAUAAGCUUCCCUGUGAUCGGCCCAGCACUGAGACAGACCAAGCUUCACUGUGAUUGGCCUAGCACUGAGACAGAAUAAGUUUCCCUGUGAUAGGCACAGCACUGAUACAGAAUAAGCUUCACUGUGAUUGGCCCAGCAUUGAGACAGAAUAAGCUUCUCUGUGAUAGGCCCAGCACUGAGACAGACUAAUAUAAGCUUCUCUGUGAUUGGCCCAGCACUGAGACAGAAUAAGCUUCCCUGUGAUAGGCCCAGCAUUGAAACAAAAUAAGCUUCUCUGUGAUUGGCCCAACACUGAGACAGAAUAAGCUUCUCUGUGAUUGGCCUAGCACUGAUACGGAAUAAGCUUCACUGUGAUUGGCCCAGCAUUGAGACAGAAUAAGCUUCUCUGUGAUUGGCCCAGCACUGAGAAAGAAUAAGCUUCCCUGUGAUUGGCCCAGUACUGAGACUGUUUUAUUAGCUUCCGAGUGAUAUACCAAACACUUAAGUUGUUCGGGAGCCCUCAAGUGUCUGUAAACAUGAUAGAGUGGUUUUAUUUUCUAUAAUAAAAAGUUUAAUAUCGGAA